AUGCCACAGAUAUAUGGAAUAGAAUGAAAGAGUUAUUUGAAAAACUAUCCUGUCUGUGUUGGUUUGUUUAACCGUUAGUCUAUGUGGUUUAACAGUUUCGUGGUACUGUAAUUGAACAGCGAGUGUUCAUCGGUGAAUGGCGUUGAAAUUGUGCCCCUAGUGGUUUAGCGUUAACCAUGCAUGAAACUAACGAGCGCUCUUCUCUUUCCCUCUAUGGUACUUCACCUUAUUGGCUGUGUGAGCGCACCAGAGGAGUGUCACCUAAAGUCGACGAUUCGUAUCGAAAUGUGAGGCAAACGACGGGGAAUUUCAAACAACAUUGCCUAAAUGAUGGAACUGAUCAAAUGGCAGAGAAAACCAUGACCUGACCUGUAUCUGGGCUGGACUAUCUUGUCAUUAAUCAAGCCUAUUACAUUGUAUCUGAAUCCAUAAGACAAUUAAGUAAUAUGCAAUCAUAAAAAGAUCUGAGUUACACAGUACCCAUCAUCAAGCCUAGAGAGAUGGUCCUUUCCGAGAAGAGCUCCAGGGCCUCGGGGCCGAAGAAAGCAUGCAGAAAAUGGGGCCUAUGGCCCCAGAGUUUCCCCUCCCCGGCCCUGUGCUGCGCCUGUGGCCUGGGGAUCAUGCUGGCGGGCAUCAACAUCACCUUGGUGGGGGCUUUCACUUUCAAGUCCUUCAUCCCCGCCAGCAACCCAUCCAUCGUCAUUGGGCCACUGCUCCUAAUAGUGGCUCUGUCCUUUUUUGGGGCAUGCUGCAUGUGUAGCCGACGGGCCCCGGCUCGCGAUACCCGUAAGGCAAAGGGGGGCGAGAGCUGGGGGCUGAUGCGGAUGGGGGCCGGCGCAACGUUUGAGAUGGAGACGAGCGAACGCACGCUGCAGGACACCACCGCCGUGCAGCUCAGUCCCACCAACUCCCCGACCUCCUCCCACAAGUCUAGUAACUCCACCCAUAGGGACACCCCUGCACUGCAGGCUUCUGAGGAUGACCCUGCCUCCAGGGCCUGCGAGCUCACCACCUCAGAGACCUAUAAUAUAGAUGUGACACCUGAUGACCAGGUCUUGACCGCAGAGGACCAGGCAUUGACCACUGAGAACCAGGCAUUGACCUCUGAUGACCAGGCAUUGACCUCUGAGGACCAGGCAUUGACCUCUGAGGACCAGGCAAUGAUCUCUGAGGACCAGGCAAUAACCUCUGAGGACCAGGCAUUGACCUCUGAAGACCAGGCAUUGACCACUGAGGACCAGGCAUUGACCUCUGAGGACUAGACAUUGACCUCUGAGGACCAGGCAUUGACCUCUGAGGACCAGGCAUUGACCUCUGAGAACCAGGCAUUGACCUCUGAUAUUGAUUAUAUAUAAGGAGAGCAUCCAGAUGAAGGCUAUACACAAGCCUUACCUAACGUAGCAGGGCUGUCUCCUGGCUAUUACAUAAACUGGUGCCGUAUACUCCUCUGGUACUAUAUACAGUGCAUUUGGAAAGUAUUCAGACCCUUUCACUUUUUCCGCAUUUUGUUACGUUACAGCCUUAUUCUAAAAUGUAUUAAAU
Oncorhynchus kisutch (coho salmon) is the source of this 1542-nucleotide messenger RNA. RefSeq names its product transmembrane protein 275-like. The transcript is spliced from 2 exons. NCBI's taxonomy places the organism in Eukaryota, Metazoa, Chordata, Actinopteri, Salmoniformes, Salmonidae. The coding region runs from base 501 to 1262 and encodes 253 amino acids. The record is from RefSeq and is a predicted model, not a curated record.